AUGAAGCGCCGUUUCGGAAGCCGAGACCAGGAGUGGCUGCAUCCCCAGCACUUCCACGACGAACCCGUCUACUGCGAGGCCCCGCACCGCCCCGAAGACGUCCUCUACUCCGGCUCCGACGACGAGGCAUACAGCAGCGCGGCAGAGCGCCGCAUUCGACUCGAGACCCAAGCUCGGCGCUUCAUCGAAGGCAAGCCCGUGUUCUUGCUGUCCGCCUCCCUGCGCGGGCCGUUUGAUAGAACAUCUGGCUGGGUCAACCCGUGGCGAUCGAAGUCGGAUGCGGCAUACCGAACAGGAACCACGCAGAGGAGAAAACGUCCAGCGCCACAAAGAGCCGCCGGCCAAAAUGAUUCCUCGAACCCCUGCCCCCCCCUCACCCCCGAGAGCAAGGCGGCCGAGCAGCCUCAAGUCCUGUACACACCGCCGCUCUACAUGGACGAUGAUGCGUUCGAACGAGUGCGGAAUUGGCGAGAUAGGGUCAUCGCCGAGACAAUCGGCGUCCCUACUAGCGCAGCCCAAUCCGUUCCACACACGGAACCCACGUCGGCCGACUCGAGGCGCGCGACACAACAAACGAUCAGGAGACAAUCCGACAUCACGCCGCGUACACCAAACGAUGAGCUCGCGAGGACCAUUCCGCCAGAUACUACCGAUCUCUCUCCUCGCGCUGUCAAGCUCUAUGAGCAGCUGGUCCUUUCCAGCCGGGAGUCCCGUUUACCGUCUGCGAAGCGAAUGGUGACAAACGAAACGGCAUCGAAGGCAACUCACGCAGGGAAAUCUCUUCCAUCAACGACACGUGGAGCUCAAAAGUAUUUGAAAGCAGCGAAUUCCACGCCCCUUGGGGCCGUUCUUGAGGCGACAUUAUCUUCGGCACCGGCAAAGACGCAGGCAAGCUCCCGCACUGACGGAAGCUUCCGCUACCGGCGCAGGGAUGGUCGAGGGAAGGCUUCAUCCUUGGGUAGGAGCAAGCUCGCCGAUCCCCCAUCCGCGCCCAACGAUCCCUCUACGCCCGCAAACUCAGUGGGGCCCAUAGCCCCGACAGCAGAGCUGGAGAAAUCCGAGUCUAAUGAAUCCACUGGCGUGAGACGCUCUGCGAAAGCGUCAAGGGCUAUGUCCGGGGCUGGCCAGCCGGUUGACGAGGUUUCCCCCGGAAUCAAGGCACAGCAGGCGCCUGAAGGUGCAUCGCAGUGUCACCCUCCCCAGAGCAUCCAAGACGCAGGCGGGCAGGCGACGGAUCAGGGUCACGGUUACAAGCAUGAUGUGGUGGAAGCAGCUUCGCAAAUUGACGGACCUACAUUAGUGCCCUCAUGGUCGCCGUCAAAUUCCGACCAUAUGAGCAUGCCCAGCUUUGGGCACUUCUCAGUGGAAAAGCACUCGCAAGACGUCGUAUCGAGUGCCUUCGGACUACCUCGGCGAUUGCUUUGGCCCAAGUCGCGUCGCAGUGCCUUGGGGGACGACUUGUUUGCGUCUGGCCUGGAAUCCUCGGACACUCCAGUAUCAAAGCCACAAGAGCUCGGCCUCGAAUGUUGUCAUACCCAAUCAACUUGUCCUCCAGCACAACAGAAAGAAUGUCCGCCCCAAACCGUCGAGAAUAUUACAACUGUCCGGAUGCCAAGCGAACAGAACGUCCAAACCUCGGGUCAAAGAAACCAGCAUGUGUUUCCUGAGGUGGUCGUGCGAGGUGCAGAGGGUGCUGCGAACGGAGCAGCGGAAAGAGAAACGACGAGUGAGGCGGAAGACGAGCAUCUUCAGAGAACUGAGGAGCCACACAUCCCGCCAGAGGCCGAAUCUGCUCCCGCAGACCAAGUUGAACCGGAGCAAUCUGGCGUCUCUCAACGUCCAGAAGCCCAGAGCCCUUGGGUUACAGACGAUUCAGCGGCGAUUACUCGGCGACCGUCCACUUCCCACUCGCAACAUCGCAGUGAUUUUCAUUCAAGCCCGCCUAACGCUACUCAAAGCCCGUGGACUAAGGAAACGGAUCUCGCGCCCGGCGCCUCUGGCAGCGCCUGCCUGGCCCCUUCUUCCCAUGUUCCAGCCGCAAAACCGUCCCUCGUUGCGGUCGAACAGGCGGCUUCGCAAAGUCCCUGGGCGAGAGGCGACUCGCAGCUGCAGUUGCCGGCGACCCGGCUGUUCAAACCGCUGUCUUCGCCGGCCAGCAGCCAUGUUCUGCCGACUGGCAAUACUAUCACUCAUUCAGAAUCCCGCGACGACGAUGUCAGCAUGCAUGAUUCCCAACUAUAUCCCCACCGUCCAUCUACUCCUGAGACCAGGCAAUCUGGCCUGCCCACCCCUGAUUUCACCUUCUCAGUCAAGUCAUUCAAACAGUUCAUGACGCCGUCUCCACGGCCCGCCGCGAAGCGACGCCGCAUAUCCGCCAUCACAGAUGACCAUCUCCCCAGCACGCAAGCCCUCGUCGACGCGGCCAUCUCCAACCCCUGGGCCGCCCAACCGCCUAGCACGAACUCCACGAAGCCGAAAUCGAAGUCGAAGUCGAAGCCAAAACAAAAACACAAGCGACCCGCGAAGCGCGUCUCCUGGGCCGACCAAGCCGGAGAGGAAGAGCCCAGCACACCAUCAUCCACCCACCCCAGCGACCAACCAGCCCAGCCCGCCAGCAGCGGCAGCCGACCGCGGCGCGCGGCCGCCUCCCCGCCGCCGAGCAUCCUCUCCACCGCCGAGCUCCCCGCCGCGGACCAGAAGUUUGGCAGGCACUUCGCGGCCGUGGCGAGCCGGCGCGUGGGCACGACGACGCUGAAAGCGGUGCCGGGGAGGUGCGCCCCGUCGGCGGGGUCGCGCCUGCUGCCCAGCGCCUCGCAGCAGGUGUGUGCGAGUCCCGCGGUGGGGGCCAUGGCGGAGGCGUUUUUGCGCGCUGAUGCGGAGGCUGCGGGCGUGCUGGCUUGUGAUGGUUUUGGGGAUGGGGAAAGAGAUGGGGAUGGGGAUUGGCAAAGAGCAGGGGAUGGGCAAAGAACAGGGGAUGAGGAUGGGGAUGGGGAUGGGGAUGGGGAUAAUAUGGACGGCGGAAGGAGUGAGGAGGAGGAGGAGGAGGAGACAGAGGAGGAGGAACCGCAGGUCGACGACGUCAGCGCCGUGUUGCAGAACCUGGAUGACUUCAUCCAGAGCUGGGACCUGGAUGUGGAACUUGCCAAGGCGCGCACUGAGAGGGAACGCGAGAGCCGCGCGCAUCGGGAUGUGCCCGGUACUGACGCUGGGUUGUCUGGUUUACUGGACAUUGGUGUUUGGGACUAG
Molecule: messenger RNA, 3246 nt
Organism: Thermothielavioides terrestris NRRL 8126
Lineage: Eukaryota; Fungi; Ascomycota; Sordariomycetes; Sordariales; Chaetomiaceae
Exons: 3
Coding region: 1-3246 (1081 amino acids)
Source: RefSeq, a predicted model, not a curated record